Messenger RNA from Saccostrea echinata, 3543 nucleotides. RefSeq names its product DNA-directed RNA polymerase III subunit RPC2-like. NCBI's taxonomy places the organism in Eukaryota, Metazoa, Mollusca, Bivalvia, Ostreida, Ostreidae. Gene Ontology annotation, cellular component: RNA polymerase III complex. Gene Ontology annotation, molecular function: ribonucleoside binding; DNA-directed RNA polymerase activity; DNA binding. The record is from RefSeq and is a predicted model, not a curated record. The coding region runs from base 43 to 3462 and encodes 1139 amino acids. The transcript has 29 exons. Gene Ontology annotation, biological process: DNA-templated transcription.
UAAGUUUUUUAACUGCUGUACGGACAACACAGGAAAGCAAGCAUGGAGGACAUCGAAGAAAUUAUGCGAAUGGACAAAGAAAAGUUGGCGGCACCAAUUAAGACGAUAAAGGAAAAAUGGAAGUUGCUGCCUGCAUUUCUGAAGGUGAAAGGGCUGGUCAAACAACACAUAGAUUCCUUUAACUACUUCAUCAAUGUGGAAAUAAAGAACAUAAUGAAAGCCAAUGACAAAAUAUUAAGUGAUGCAGAUCCCAACUUUUACAUGAAAUAUUUGAAUAUUUAUGUUGGAAUGCCGGAUGUGGAGGAAGGAUUUAACAUCACAAAACCUAUAUCACCUCACGAAUGUCGUUUGCGGGACAUGACAUACUCUGCCCCUAUCACAGUGGAUAUCGAGUACACUCGAGGAAACCAGAGGAUUGUUAGGAACAACCUUCCCAUAGGGAGAAUGCCUAUAAUGUUGAGGAGCUCUAACUGUGUGCUGAAUGGUAAAAGUCCGGCUGAGAUGGCCAAACUGAACGAGUGUCCAAUGGACCCCGGGGGUUACUUCAUCACCAGAGGGACAGAGAAAGUCAUCUUAAUCCAGGAGCAGCUGUCUAAAAAUAGAAUGAUGGUAGACACAGAGAUAGGGAGAAAUCGCUCAAUAGAAUGCUCCGUUACAAGCUCUACUCAUGAAAGGAAAAGUAAAACAUAUGUAUCCACAAAGCAUGAGAAAUACUACCUACGACACAACACAUUCACAGAGGACAUACCUGUAGCUAUAGCCUUCAAGGCCAUGGGGAUUGAGUGUGACCAGGAAAUCGUACAGAUGAUCGGGAGUGAGGAGGAGAUUCUGACGUCCGUCGCACCGUGUCUGGAGGAAUGUCACCGUGCCCAGGUGUUCACUCAGCUACAGGCUUUAAAAUAUAUAGGACAGAGGGUGAGGCAGAGAAGAGUUUGGGGUGGAUCCAAGAAAACAAAGAUAGAUGAGGCCCGAGAGGCUCUGCAUGACAUAGUGCUAGCUCAUGUACCGGUUGUGGAGUGGAACUUUAAGUUAAAGGCAGCAUACCUUGCUCUGAUGGUCAGACGGGUCAUCCUAGCAAAGGACCAGCAGGUCAAAGGUGAUGACCGCGAUUACUAUGGCAACAAGAGACUGGAGUUAGCAGGACAGCUUCUCUCUUUGUUGUUUGAGGAUUUGUUCAAAAAGUUCAACUCUGAGUUGAAGAGGAUAGCAGACAUGACCAUUCCUAAACCAAGGGCUGCUCAAUUUGACAUAAUCAAACACAUGAGACAGGACCAGAUCACAAAUGGACUGGUCAACGCCAUUUCUACGGGUAACUGGUCAAUUAAGAGAUUUAAGAUGGAGAGAGCUGGGGUUACUCAGGUCCUGUCUCGUCUCUCUUUUAUCUCCUGCCUCGGGAUGAUGACCCGCAUAUCUAGUCAGUUUGAGAAGACGAGGAAAGUCAGUGGUCCUCGGUCCCUCCAGCCCUCACAGUGGGGAAUGCUGUGUCCCUCCGACACACCAGAAGGGGAGGCCUGUGGACUUGUGAAGAACCUUGCUCUGAUGACCCAUAUCACUACAGACCUGGAUGAGGGGCCGAUUAUUCGUCUGGCCUUUAACCUGGGGGUGGAGGACAUCCAGCUACUGAGUGGGGAGGAGAUGACCAGCUCCAGGGUCUAUCUGGUCUUCCUGAAUGGUAACAUAUUAGGAGUGAUACGGGACUACCAUAAACUGGUUCGCACCUUUCGCUUGAUGCGACGGUCAGGAUACAUCAGUGAGUUUGUGUCAGUGUGUACUAACCAUACUCAUCGCUGUGUUUACAUUUCAACUGAUGGAGGCCGAUUAUGCAGACCUUAUAUAAUUGUUCAAAAAGGACAACCCCUGGUAAAACAAAGACACAUUGAGGAACUCACUCAGGGAUUCAGGAGUUUUGAUGAUUUCUUAAAGGAAGGCCUGGUUGAGUACCUAGAUGUCAAUGAGGAAAAUGAUUGUAUGGUGUCAUUGUAUGAGUCUGGCAUCACCUGGGAGACAACUCAUUUGGAGAUUGAACCUUUCACCAUUCUGGGAGUGUGUGCAGGAUUAAUUCCCUACCCCCACCACAACCAGUCCCCCCGGAAUACUUACCAGUGUGCUAUGGGCAAGCAAGCCAUGGGUACAAUUGGCUAUAACCAGAGAAACAGAAUAGACACCUUGAUGUAUCUUCUGUGUUAUCCUCAAGCUCCACUCGUCAAAUCUAAGACUAUUGAGCUGAUCCACUUUGACAAGUUACCGGCUGGACAGAAUGCUACAGUGGCAGUGAUGAGUUUCAGUGGGUAUGACAUUGAGGAUGCGCUGGUUCUCAACAAGGCUUCAUUAGACAGAGGUUUUGGUCGAUGCUUAGUGUACAGAAAACAGGCCUGUACCCUAAAGAGAUACACAAACCAGAGUUUUGAUAAGGUGAUGGGUCCCAUGGUAGAUGCCACGAGUCACAAACCAAUCUGGAAACACGAAGCUCUGGAUUCAGAUGGGAUCUGCUCGCCAGGAGAGAGAAUGGAAAACAGGCAGGUGCUUGUUAAUAAGUGGAUGCCCACGGUGACAAUGAACCCAAUACAACAAUCUCCUACAACACAGGGUCAACCCCAGGGGCCAGAGUAUAGGGAGGUCCCCAUCACUUACAAAGGUGCAGAGGCCUGCUACAUAGAGAAAGUUCUGAUUACAUCCAAUCCAGAGGAAGCAUUCCUGAUUAAGAUCUUACAGCGACAGACACGUAGACCGGAAAUCGGGGACAAAUUCAGCAGCAGGCACGGACAGAAAGGGGUUUGUGGAUUAAUUGUACCACAGGAAGAUAUGCCAUUUACUGAUCUGGGAAUUUGCCCAGACAUUAUAAUGAACCCCCAUGGGUACCCCUCCAGAAUGACUGUGGGUAAACUUAUGGAACUGAUGGGGAGUAAGGCAGGUGUCCUAGAUGGGAAGUUCCACUAUGGAACAGCUUUUGGUGGAGACAAAGUGUGUGAUUUGUCAGAAGAUUUGGUCAGACAUGGAUUCAAUUAUCUUGGCAAAGAUUUUGUCACCUCAGGAAUAACAGGGGAACCACUUGAGGCGUACAUUUUCUUUGGUCCCAUAUACUAUCAGAAACUGAAGCACAUGGUCCUAGAUAAAAUGCAUGCCAGAGCCAAGGGACCGAGAGCUGUGCUGACUCGACAACCAACAGAGGGCCGAUCUCGAGAUGGUGGUCUGAGACUGGGUGAGAUGGAGCGAGAUUGUCUCAUUGGCUAUGGAGCAAGCAUGCUGCUGUUGGAGAGAUUAAUGAUAUCCAGUGAUGCAUUUGAGGUGGAUGUUUGCGGUGAAUGUGGCCUUCUGGGAUACUCGGGAUGGUGCGAGUUCUGUAAAUCUUCACGUCACGUGUCCACUCUCAAAAUGCCAUACGCAUGUAAACUGCUAUUCCAGGAAUUACAAUCAAUGAACAUUGCUCCGAGACUCUCCCUCAAACCUUACAAUGAAGUAUAAACUUUAGGACAGACAACUCUUUAAUUUGUUUCUUGUAUUGUUUUUAAAAGUUGACCCAAAAUAAAAAUGUGAUACAUAAAA